Molecule: messenger RNA, 1761 nt
Organism: Bursaphelenchus okinawaensis
Lineage: Eukaryota; Metazoa; Nematoda; Chromadorea; Rhabditida; Aphelenchoididae
Source: the annotation of a GenBank genome assembly
AUGAAACGUUCAUACCUGAUGAGACGUCCUGAUUCCGACGAUGAAGAAGAUUACUACUCAGCAGAUCGUGAAGUUAAAAGCAAGCCUAUUGAUUCAAGAUUUUCUUCAGCAUUCGGCGGAGCUAAACCAUCGACUUUUGUUAGAGCUAGUGAACAAAGUCAACAAGAAUUUUAUGGCAAACAGAACGUUACCUUCACGAGAAAGGAAGCAGAAGAAGAAAAAGUGGACAAGAAUGCGGGUAGAAGGCUGUUGACCGCUGAUGAGAAGAAUAAAUUGAAUGCUAAGAUUUUGAAAGCUGAAAUGGCCGGGAAAAAGGUAAGGUUUUGAAUGUUUUUGGUGUUUUGUGUUUAGUUAUGGACGGAACAUGGAAUGAUUGAUGUUUAUAAAGAUUUAUCAAAGACUUCGUGACAUUCUAAAACUUAUUUUUGUUGUUUUGAAAAGCAGUUAAGCUUGCAAUAUUGAAAUUUAUUAUGUUAUCAAUGCUAACUUUAAUGUCCUUUCUGAUUAGAUGUUGUUUUUUGAGAUUACUGAAAGAACUUUGGAUUAUUAUUGUAACAAAGGUUUCACUGAUGUUUUUUUUUACAAUUUUUAGUGUUGACCUGGUUGUUUUAUGCUUUUCAUAUUUAAAAACGUUAAUUCUUGGCAUAUCAAAAGUAACUUUAGUAUAUUUACUACAUUUUUAAACGGUUUUUAUCAAUAAGAGUAGCGAAAGUCAGGAAAUUAAGGUUUUUAUGUUUUCAGUGAUCUAUUGUUCUCAAUAACUUUGGUAUGUCUUCUGUAAUUAAAUAAAACGAAUACUUUUUUACAGGACAAAGCCAGAAAGUUAAAGAAGCAAUUGGCAGAUGGAUAUGCACAAUCUGACGAAGAAGCAUCAACUAGUAAAGCAGAGAACGCUGAUGAUAACGAUGUCGUGUUAAUGAAAGUGGACAAACGAACCGGUGUUAUUCAACCAGCUAGUUCUCAAGCAAAGGCAAGUUUUCUUAAUAAUCAGGGGUUUCAAAAGCUAGAUUUACAUCUUUUUUGGGGUUUACUUUAUUUUAGGUUGUGAAACAAUGUUUUUUGACGUUUAAGAAAUUUUUAACUGAAAGGUGUAUUUUUUGGUAAUGUUUAAUAUUAAAGUGUGAUUUCAGAUGUCCGGAGGUAAAGACAGAACUCAUAAAGGUUUGGUGGACAGCGAAUUCAAUCGUGCAGCUACUUUGGAAGACUUGGUUAGAGAUGAAAAGAAACUGACUUCAGAAGAUCAAUUAGAAAUGUUUAAUAGGGCAGCUAAAGUAAGUUUUUACUUUAAAAAGGUAAAAUACGACCGGGGUAAAUUUUUUACUUUAACUUUAGCAAAAGAUUUUAGUUUAAAUUGGGCUUUAUUUUAGAUGACCUCAUCGAACAAGACAGAUGACGAUUGGAUUCUGGAUGACAAUAUUACAAGUUUCAAACACAAAAAACGUCAUGAAGAUAAGGAUGCAAAGAAGGAACAUUCCAAACGUGUUAAAGGUAGGUUUAUAUGCUUUUUAAUAUUAGGUUGUUCAAAUAAUUUUGUGCUCUUUAACUCCGAAAGUUUUCUUUGAUAAAGGGUACAGAAUUUGUUAAACAAUCUAACAAGUUUUUUUGAGAAACCUUAUUUUUAAAGUUCAUAAGCUAACGUAAUCAUUAGGGUUAAUCACUACGGUUUUUUUUUAUAUAUUGUCAAAAAUAAGGGUAAAAUACGAGCGCUAAAAAUACGGAUUUAAUAAUAAAUGACUCCUAGGGAUGUCGUUAGGAGGCUAG